Colletotrichum siamense is the source of this 1173-nucleotide messenger RNA. RefSeq lists its product as uncharacterized. Lineage: Eukaryota; Fungi; Ascomycota; Sordariomycetes; Glomerellales; Glomerellaceae. The transcript has a single exon. Bases 1 to 1173 code for a protein of 390 amino acids. The record is from RefSeq and is a predicted model, not a curated record.
AUGAGAGUGGAGGUGGGCUCGAUCCCCUACUACAUGAAUCGACCCAAAUCAUCCAAAUUGGGUAUUCUCGAUAUGCCAUGCGAGAUUCGACUGGAGGUGUAUCGUCAUCUCUUGGUCCGGAAAAAGCCUAUACGCCCACGCCAGCUCACCCCUGACGAGAUCCCCAACACCCCCAACGAGAUCCCCAUCACCCCUGGCGAGUUCCUCAAGCGCAGCAUCAUUUUUACAUGCAAGAAGAUCUCCCAAGAGGCCAUUGAAGUCCUCUAUCGAGAAAACACUUUUGCCUUUGGGCCAGGCCUUUACACCAAGUACACCACGACGUGGGGCCCGCCCUCCGGUCCGCCAACGAAAGCGCCAAAGGCAGCGGUCCUCACAGGCAAAAUAGAAAACGAGGAUGACAGAACAGCCAAGAGACUUUCCAGAGAAUCCGCCAGAGCAAAGAGAGAAGCCGCCAAAGCAGAUACUCGCUGGAGAGGCCAGCCCGAGCCCAAGCCCUCGAUCUCGAUCAAAAGCGACAUGGAGUUCUUCUUCAACCACGCCAGCAGCGCCAACGUCAGUGUCAUCCGUCGCGUCCUUCUGAGAGGCUUCCCCUGGUCGGCGUGGCAGGACAAGAAGCCCUUGAGCAAUAACGUGAAGCCGAUCGUCACCCACCUCCAAAACUUCUCCCACGGCCUCGACUCCGUGGAGAUUGAUAUGCCCGACGACACCGCGGUGAGCUUGCGCGGGGCAAUGAAAAAGUCGAAUCAGUCGCGAGCUCCAGAAGACCCCCAAAUUAUCGAGGAUGCCUUUCACGAGGAUCGGAAAAUUCCAAAGGGUAUUGACCCCGAAGACGAAGUUUACGCGUUCCUCGCUGCCGUCUACGCCACGAUGGGAAGAAUUAAGGGCAUCAAGUCACUCUCUGUCAAGAUGACGCCUCUUUCCAAGGACGCGGAUCGCAAGCAGAUCUCGAUGAGGAGUAUCUUGAAGUUUUGCGGAUGGAUCAAAGUGAGCGAGCCUUCCAAGGUCGACACUACUCACCCGUUGCUUCCUUGGAUAGAAGAGGAGCUUGGUGUCGACUUGAGGGUUCGCGAGUGCUUGCCUGAGGAUCUGUACAAGUUGUUGCACUACAAAGAGUACAUCUAUAAGAAGCACGGAGUUUCUUUGCAGAACCGGUCAUCCAAAGAUGGUUGUUAG